CUCCUCCUCUCCGCCGUCUCUGCUUCCUCAACACGAUGGCGAUCUACACGCCACCGUCGUUGCCGCACACACCCAAUACUCUUCCUCCCCUCCCCACCGAACUCAUCCCGUCCUGCUCGAUGUGGCGCCCGACCAAGCACGAACUCCUCACGCCACCGCUCACCACCACCUUCGAGCAGCGCAAGACGACGAGUGCACAGGUGCACUUGCCGCCCAUCGCGUCCUUCGACCGGAGGCCACCAUUGACACCGCCGGACGACUACAAGUAUACGUCCCCUAAUCUCGCACCAAUCAUCACCACCGACCCUCCCUCCCUCGAUGACGCGCCCAUGCUCGAGUGCGACGCGCCCCUGCCCCCCUCGGACCAGCAGGACCUGUUCGACAUCGACUGGUUCAACUACGAUCGCACCAUGAACGCGCGCCUGAUCGCAGAGAAAGCCUGCGAGAUGGUCUGCUGGCUCUGGUUCGCCACCGACGCCUCCCCACGACCAGAAGACGCGUACCCAUCCCCCACCGACGCGCCCUUCACGCGCCCAACGUCCUCGCAAAUACUCCAACUCAACCCCUCCCCUAUAUUCGUCCAGUUUAUGCAGAAGCUGCUCGAGACGACGCAGGUCUCGCACUCUGUGAUCGUGCUCUCCCUCUUCUACAUUCGACGAUUACGGACGAAGGCACGGACGCCCGCGCAGGCGGGCAGCGAGUUUAGGAUAGCGGUGGCGGGGCUCAUGAUGGCGAACAAGUUCUUGGAUGAUAAUACAUACACGAACAAGACCUGGUCAGACGUCUCUGGGAUCGGCAUGGAGCAGAUCAACCGCAUGGAGCGGGAAUUCCUCGAGGGCGUCGACUACAACCUCUACGUCCAUCAACGCGACUUUGAGUCGUGGGUACAGCUCCUACGCGGGCUCGUCUCCGCGAAGCAGGUCGCCCUCCGCCAGUUCCGCAAGGGCCGGUCAAUGACUCGGGGGCGGAGCGGCCGCCCAGCACCGGCAUCAGCAUCGCGCGAGUACUCCUCACGGCGUGAACGGUGGCACAGGACGCGCUCAACAUCGCCGCGGAGCUCCGAGGUCGCACGCUCAAGAGGCUACGCGAUCGCGGGCUGGCAGCAGGACGCGUCAAGUCCGCCGCGACCCGCCGAGCAGCCUCCUAUGUCGUACGCCCCGAGCCCGCCAUUUCAGCCCGCGUCCGGGUCGAAGCGGGUGGCCUCUGCGGCGUUCUCGCCGACGAGCGCGACGUUCAGCGACGUGCCGUCAAAGCGUGCGAGCAUCUCGCUGCAGAUCCCGGAGUACCCGCAGACCGCGAACGCGGGCGCGGCCGCUUCACCGAUGGACCAGUUGUCGCAGUUCUCGAAGAUGCUGCUCGACUCGCCGAUGGACCCGUCGUCGUCGUUCGCGCGGUUGUCGGUGCACUCGCGGCCGUCGACGCCGCCGCAGAGUAAUAGACUGCCUCCACCGCAGCGUAUCACGCCACAGCGGCAGUCGACACUGUCGAGCGCAUAUACCUACGACGGGGCGAAGCAGUCGGUGGUGCCGCAGCAAAUGUACUUCUACACCCUUGCCUCGUCACCGACAGACAGCGAGGAGGAGCGCACGCGCAAGGCCCGGCUUCGGUGCUACCACCCUCCACCCCCGGCGACCUUCGCGCAGCACUACGUGCAGUCAUUGCCCUCGCUGCCGAUGAUGGUCCACUCGGCGCAGACAAGUCCGAACGGCGUCCACCUGCCGUCGAUCUCGUCCUUCCCCUCCACUUCUGCUCUCCCUCCCAUGCACUCCUCCAACACCUCCACCCUCCCCACCAUCAGCUCUCUCCCGCACUUCAACGAGACGGAAUGGACGCGACCGCCUGCUCCCGCAUACCCGUCACCACACUCGGAGACUAUGCAGGAGGACGCGGCGCCGUUCUACACGCCGUCGCCGGUGCGGUAUGCGCCGCCGACGUCUCAGCAACCGCAAUAUUCGCCGUCUCCGAUGCCCGUGCAGUUCGCACCGUUCGCUAAUGCGGGGCCACCCGGCGUGCUCCAGUUCUACCCCAGUCCUUCUCGCUAUCCUCUCCCCGGCGCAGACCGCUACCCUACUCCCGCUGCAGGCCGCUACCCGCCGUCGGCCUCACCUAAUGACUUCGACUACUACCGGACGCGACGCCGGGUCUACUAAUAAUCAUCAUCGCGACGUUCCAAGUACUCUAGGGUCUUCCUUAUACGUUACGGGCGUGAAGUUUCUCUCUUUGGGCGACACCUGACUUACCCUCUAUACUCGUAUCCCCCUCCUCCGCUGCAUUACCCAAGCCUUGUUCCUCCCUUCACCUCUACUGCUGCAUAUCAUCACUACCAAUCCGAUCCUCGCUGCAUUCGACGCAUACACACAAUAGUCCCAUUCAAUCCGGCCCUCAUGAUCAUUAUUACCUACCGUACGAACCACCUGCAUCCGCACCUGUUUAUUCCACGCAUACAUCUGUUUAUUCCAAGGACCCCGGUCUCGUCAACCGCCAUUGCCAACAUUACAAUCAUCGCCCGCAUACCUCAUGCGUUGUUGCAUUAUACAGUGUACGUAUUCUAUCGCUCGCCUCGCUGGCUUAUGUGUCUCGUACAUAGAGUACUCCGUUACGCAUGCCGUACUCCAUUUUUUCGCGCCGUGCACUGGUGCCCGUU
This is a messenger RNA of Schizophyllum commune H4-8, 2644 nucleotides long. RefSeq lists its product as uncharacterized. Bases 36 to 2150 code for a protein of 704 amino acids. Gene Ontology annotation, biological process: regulation of cyclin-dependent protein serine/threonine kinase activity. Gene Ontology annotation, cellular component: cyclin-dependent protein kinase holoenzyme complex; nucleus. The record is from RefSeq and is a predicted model, not a curated record. NCBI's taxonomy places the organism in Eukaryota, Fungi, Basidiomycota, Agaricomycetes, Agaricales, Schizophyllaceae. Gene Ontology annotation, molecular function: cyclin-dependent protein serine/threonine kinase regulator activity; protein kinase binding. The transcript has 4 exons.